AUGGACUAUAAAUCCCUCCGCACACCAGAGCACUGCCUCGCAGACUUCUGCCUUAUCCCCAUCGGCACCGAGUCGGCAUCAGUCUCUGCCCAGAUCGCUGAUGUCCAGCGACUUAUCGAGGCAUCAGGCGUGAAGUAUACGAUGCAUUCGGCUGGGACGACACUCGAGGGUUCCUGGGAUCGUGUACACGAAGUUAUUGGACAGGCACAUACACUACUACACGAACAAGGUGUUGUGCGUAUUCAAACUGAUAUCCGUGUUGGAUCGAGGACGGAUAAAGAGCAGACUGCUGAGGAUAAGGUGAAUAAGGUGAAGCAGUUAUUAGCUACGGAUCAGAAGCAGACUGAUACGAGUAGGGCGGCUGCAGGAUACGCGGCGGCAGAGGCAUACAAGGCAGGAGAUGCAUUUGAUAACUUGAAGGCUGGCUGGGCUUAA
This is a messenger RNA of Penicillium malachiteum, 435 nucleotides long. RefSeq names its product thiamine-binding protein. The record is from RefSeq and is a predicted model, not a curated record. The coding region runs from base 1 to 435 and encodes 144 amino acids. The transcript has 4 exons. Gene Ontology annotation, cellular component: cytosol. Lineage: Eukaryota; Fungi; Ascomycota; Eurotiomycetes; Eurotiales; Aspergillaceae.